GGCUUGCAGGUUUUCACAGGAGUGGGAGUGGUGUGACGAGCAGCUUGUUCUACAGAUAUUUGAGAUCCAAGACAGAAUGGGAUUUAUAGCAGACUGAAAAACUCCAACAAGAUGCUCCAUGGCCAAGAACGGGCAGGAAGGAAAUAAGGAACUGACAAGACAACUGUCUUGUGCUGGUACAGCAGGCUUGUGGCUUACAUGGAUUCAAAUAAGUAUAUAGAAGAGUUGCUGAUGCAGCUGGAAGAAGAGCAAAGGAAUGUGCGGAAGGAGAAGCUGGCAGUGGCUCGGUUACAGCGGGAAGUUGCAAGAAAUAAAAGUGAAGGAACAAUGUGCGAGAAGCUGAUACAUGAUUUGGAAGAAGAAAGACAUUUGAGGCUGGAGACUGAGAAACGACUGCGUGAAGUUACGCUGGAAUCUGAUCAUAGUAGAUCUCAGAUGCGAGUUUUCCAGGCACAGUUUGCCAGGAUGGAAGAGACUGUAAGGAACCUCCUCCAGAAUCAGGGAGCACAAGGACAGAGUGCUGGAGAAACAACUGAGCUUAUAAAAGUGAACCAGGGUAAAUUAUCAGAUGAAGUAGAAUCAUGCAAGGAGCCAACUGCUGACAGUGAAAUGGCAACUGCUGAAUACUCCAGCGGUGAAAGCUGCAAUACCGAUGAGGAAGAAAAAUCAACACUCCUUUUGAAACGAUUAAGAUCGCUGGAGGCAGAGAACUCAGCCCUUGCUAUGGAGAAUGAAAAUCAGAGAGAGCAGUAUGAACGGUGUCUCGAUGAGGUUGCCAAUCAAGUGGUCCAGGCAUUGCUUACUCAAAAGGACUUAAGGGAGGAGUGCCUCAAGUUACGCACCAGGGUCUUUGAUCUUGAGCAACAGAAUCGAACACUGAGCGUUCUAUUCCAACAGAGAGUUCGGCUGGCCUCGGAUUCCCUUUUACAGAGGCUUCACUCACGAAUUGUAGAUCUUUCAUCUGGGGACCUGUUCCCUGAUGUAGAGAGGAAUAAAAGCCCAAUCCAGUCAAGAACUACAGAGGCUCAAAUUCAGGAGCCUCAGCAGAACCCACAAUCCAGUAUAAAUGUUCUAAAAUGUCACAGUCAAUUAAACUUGACAGUACCUAGCCAACUUUAUCCCAGGAGCAGCUGUAGCAGCAGUGAACUCUCGCUUUCAAGUGCCUGCAGUGAACUUUCAAGUGGUUCCUUUACUUGGAAUGAUGGAAAGACAUGCAGUAAAAGGUCUUCUAUAAACUGGGAAAAGAGAGUAAGUAUUGGCUCUUCACUUCCUAGCAACCUCUCCAGUCCCUCAGAAGAACUACCUCCGACCCGAGAAAAAGAAAGUCACAUCUUAGAAGGACUAAAGAGACUGCAAAAGAGAAAACCAUUAUUGGAGCCACCAAAUCUAUCAUCAAAAUGGGCUUACAAAGACUGCAUGAACUCCAAUGAAGGAAUUUACUCUCUUGGAUUAAAGUAUAGUGGCCAUAGCAGGAUUAAAGAUCAACUACCAUUUAAGACUAUUGAUGUAGGCAUGUGUUUGGAAAAUAACAAAAUCUUUGAAUAUGACUCUGAUUCACAUGAUGAUGUAGAUGAUGACUGCACAGCCAUCAUUACUGCAGUAAAUGAGGUGCCUAGCAAAGACUGCAGAUCAUUCUGUACAAAGCUGAAGCAUAGCAUUUCUGAUAGUCUUUUCGGAUCGGAUCACAAUGAAAAAUAUGUAUCUGGAAGGAAUACGCAUCUGAGCUCAAGGGAAAAGCCUGAAAAACUGACCAGUUUUAUUGGCAACAUGGAAUUGAGUGGAAAACUAUGUAUUGGCGAUAAAUCACCUGCAAAGAAAUUAGAGUACAGUUCAAGUAAAGUAGAUUACAAAGAUGUAACUCUCCGGCUAUCUGACACAGAGGAUAUGGAGGUUCUAGAUGAGCUGCAAGUAGAAGGUAAUGAAGAAAUAGAUUCUUCUGAUUUCAGAACAGAUUUGCUGACUGACAAACAGUCAUCAAUAAGUCAUCCAAGCCUCCUUAAUUGUAAGAAAACAUUUUUGUCAUCUGCAGAUAAGGAUGAAGACCAUCUUUCACCAUGCUCUGACAAAAAGCCAAAGACUUUUAAUUUGAAAAAACAAAAUUGUCAAGCAAACAAUAUUGUAAAACCAUCAUUGGAGGAAUGUAUUACAGUAGUGUUUGAUGCUGAAGAUGGCCAACCAAUUAAUUUCAAUUCCCAGCAGACAGACAAUGCAUCUGUUGCAUUAAAUGAAACCUCUGACUCAGUUCCUUCAGGUAUGCCUACUACAGAGCUGGAAAUUCGAGGUCUUAUAUGUUGUCAAAAAGGAAAUGAUGCAAGAAAUUACACAGUUCUAGAAUCACUGGAAUGCCAUUCAGAACAAAAACCUUCAGAAGACUGUGCAAUUAACAAAAACACUGUGAAUAAUGACUCUGUGAACUCUGAUAGACCAUUGUUGCUGCAUGUUCCUCAGCAACAAAAAUUAAUGAAGCCAACUUAUAAUGCAGCUUAUAAAACAAGCUGUGUAUCUUCACAGCAGACAUAUGCUCCUCAAAAGCCACAGUUUACCAAAAUUCCCAACAGAGGCAAAAGCUCACCGCAGAAAACCUCUAAAGUAAACAUCAGCGACAAUACAUAUUUAUCAUCCGGUCCUCUGGUCCAAGAAAAGUCACCAUUAUCAUCCUCACCUGUCAAACUUUCCAAGUUUUUAAAGAUGUCGAGUACUAAUAGUAACCAAGGUGUGAAAAGUGAUUCCGCCAUUCCAAAAUUUAGCCCACAACUUCUUCGGAACUCUAAAAUCAUGUUGAAAAACGAUGUGGGAAAGAGUCAAGCCAGUACUGUUCAAGGAUCUUCUUUAUUGUCCAGGCGGCAGGUAACAGAUCACAGAGACCCUCCUACACGAGACAAACAUGAUAAUUCAGAACAAGAAGAUGUCAAUUCCCCUUCACCUCCACCUCCACCAGGCAGAUCUACUUCAUUGCUAAUAAGACCAAGUUAUGAACAUUCUCCACAUGUAGUAGUAAAGACUGGGUCUCCGAUUCCAGUUGAAAUUACGGAAGCAUUUUUAUCUUCAUCGUUAAAACCACAAGGAGUUACAAGCACUGUUUCAUCUUGCUUCCAGCUUGCACCAGAAAUACAAAGCCAGCAAUUCCACAAACAUGUAGCUGAGUUUGAUUCCGGUGACUCUCACCAGUGUCAAACUUCACUGCAACCAAUUGAUUCAUUACAGCAGCCUCGGGACUCAUCCAGAGUUUCACAGGAUGUGUUGAAUGGUUCCGCCGACAAAGAUCAUCUCAAAAUGGACUGUUCAAGUCCUUCUCCACCAUCGCAUGGUCAGCCUUGUUCUCAAACAUCUGUUAAAAUGAUUAAAAGUUCAACGUGUAUUUCUUCAAACCAAAAAGACUCACCUCCACACAAUACAUCUUUUGCCAAAACCGGACAAUUAUGUGAAAAUGCAUUGGCAUCGCAGCACAAACCUUGUAAUAAUUUACCACUGUCUUCACAAAGCCAUACACAAAACAUGAAUGAAUCUUCACUUCAGUCUCAUCACUCCAGCCUGCCUAUAUCGAGUACCAGUGCUGGAAAUGCAAUUAGCUUUCCCUGUCCUGAAGAAAAGAGCCUGAAAACGCGUAUUCCUGUUGGGCUGAAAGGUCUUGUAAAAUCUCCCCCAAUACUGAGGAAAAGUUCAACCAUACCAGGAAAAAAUGAGAAAGACAGUAUUAAUAUCUCGUCUAAAGCAAAUGUAGCUCAAGAAAAAUCUAAAAGGGUUGAUGCAUCAGAAAACAUCAAACAUCUAGAACUACCAGAGCCAAUAUCUGAUCCUGGGAAAAAAGGGUGCCUCCAAGAUUAUGUAAGUGUUCCUGUAACUUUGCCAGCAGAACUAGAAGAUGAAAUGAAGCAUUGCAUGAGCACAGCAGAUGAGAAAGACUUGGAUGGGUCAGAAGUCAAAGCUUUUAAGAGGUCAAUUUCAGCUAAUAACAAGCCUUACCUGAAACCUGCCCUGGGCAUGAAUGGUGCCAAAGCUCGAAGUCAGAGCUUCAGUAAUCAGUCUGGUGAGAAGUCCGCUGUCUCGGUGGUAGAUGGCCCGGGAAAGGUGCGAACCCAAAUUAUUACCAACACAACCGAAAGAGGUAAUUCGCUAACCAGACCAAACUCCAACAGUGCGGGGGAAGGGUCACAACUUAAACCUGUGAGUGGUUCUUCAGCUACUCAAAGUCCAUCACAUUCUUCAAAAAUUGCAGACACUGGCUAUUCACGCCAAGCCUCGCAUGGAAGUAUGAGUAGCUCAAGUAGUCAUCCUGGCAGUCCUAGUAAAUUACCCUGUAGAACUCCACCAAAAGGAGAAGUUCUUCAAAGUUCUUCAAAGUUUGAAGGCAACCAGUCGCCGCCUCAAAAAGAAACCCGCAGCCUACCUCUAACUGACAGAUUGAGUGACAAAAAGUCAAAACAGCUGCCUCAGAAAGGGAAAAACAUAAUGCAGACUAGGUGCGAGUCUCAAUCGUCACCAAAUAUGACUUCUGUGGAAAGCCUAAGCAAAUUACAGGGUCCCUCCAAACCUGAUGUGGUGAAAGGUGUAAAGAAACAGGAGAAUCCUUUAAAGAGGUCUGAUGUUUCUAACAAGGUAGGCAACCCUGCUGUUUCUGUGGCACAGCCAAGCAUUGAGGAGAAAGUCAUGAUGGGGAUUCAGGAAAACAUGCAGAAGGUGCAAGGGCAGGAGAAAUCUCAGAUAUCAGAGAUAAAACAAAAGACUGUCCCCUCAAUAGCCAAUUGGUUUGGCUUCCGAAAGAGCAAGCUGCCAACUCUGAACAGUAAAAAGUCAGAUACUUCAAAAUCAAAGGAUGAAAAGAAAGAAACCAAAAGUGGAUCUGGGUUAGGAAUCAAGCCCACAAAACUAGACAAAAAAAAGGAGAAAAGGAAAUGUGAGAAGGACUGUGAAAGAGAGAUUGAGCUUAAAAAGGAAACUGAGAAAUGUGAUAGGAAAGUAGAAAGUGAUUUUCCAACUAAUUGUGGUGAGAUCAUUCCACACGAGGUGACCUACAGCAGACAAUCAAGUCUUGGAUCAAAACAUCAAGUCUACAAGGAUGAGAAUGGCGUAACAAAGGACCAGUUCAUGCAGGAGCUUCUAUUCAGAGUUGAUAAGAAGGCUGCUCAUCAGAUGGAAAAUGGAUCAAAUCAUGUUUCCUGCAGGAACAUGCCUAAGGGCAACUCCCAUAGCUCUGCAUUUCCCAGCAACUCUAUCAGCAUUCAAGGAAACUAUAAGAAGAAUUGCAAAGUAAAGGCAGACACAGAGAUUCAAAACGAAAUCCAUAAGGAGUUGCUAAUUGAUUCUGAGGCUGAAGCUGAUUCAAAUCCUCGUAAAGGUUAUGUUGGACUUUGGAAGCUGCCUGAUUCUUCUCCAGGGAAACUUUCUAAUUGGCAUGUCUUAAAUAAUGAGAGUCAGGGGAAACAGAAGGUUGCGAACUCUCCUGAGAAAAAGAAUGUGAAUCCAGGCAUCUUAGAGGAGACCUCCCCUGAGUCCACAUGCCAAGAUAACUUGAUAGGAUCAAGUUGUCAGAUGAGAACACUGGACAGUGGGAUUGGAACUUUUCCCCUUCCUGAUUCUACAAACCGGCCAUCAGGAAGACACGUUCCUAAAUCAACGUCCAGCCUUGAAUGUGAACUUUCCUCAUCCCCAGGGGAAGCCCCCCACCCCACAAAUAUAUUUCAAAAAGCAAAAACACUUGAACGAGAAGUGCCUAGCAGUGGUGAAGGAAGCCACCCUGGACCAGAUACAAUUAGUCAUUCAGCAUCAGAUCCUACAAUGACUUCCAAGGGUUUGCAGUCGUUUCAGAGUUGCAUUCCAAAAACAUCUCGAGCAGGUUUCCUGAUGCCUAAACAUAGAAAACGAGACAGUAUGGAUCAGAGUGGUACAACUGCCAAAUUUUCAAAUAGCCAUAAAAGUGGUUUUUCAGACUUGGCAGAGAAGAUGAAGGAUUCUGAACAAUCAAGUAGCUCGUGUGCUGUGAGUGCACAGGACAGAGCAAUACGGAUGUGUUCCUACUCUGCCAGCAGCAGUGACAAUGAAAUUGAAGUAGAAUAUGGAAUAAAUGAGAAAGGAACCAGAGACAAAGAAUUAUACAGCAAAAUGAAGAACAACAAACUCAUAGGUCAACAGCAGCGAAAUGAAAAGGAUCAAAGUUUUAUAAGCCAUUCUCCAGUCAUCAGUUUCUACCAGCAUAAUCCAUAUGGGCAGUAUGGAAAGGAACUGCCAUAUGUUAGCCUUCUUAAGCAGUUGCAUAGUGAAGUGAAUAAGGAAAGAACGGUUGACGACAUUCCAAGUAAAAUUAAACAAGUGAAAGAGGAAGGGUCUGAGUCAAAUGUAUCCAAACCCUCCACCAUCUCCCUGGACACCCUCAACAAGAUCAACUCCAAUAAUGUGUGCAUUAUGGAAGAAGAGAAAAACUGUGUAUCAAAGCCCGAGGCUGAGAAAGGCAGCGACAGAGGAAAUGAAGAAACUUCGCUAAAUUCCCCUGAAAAGGCUGGGGUGGAUAACUUGGAAUCUCUAAGUGAUUCCUUGUAUGACAGUUUUUCAUCCUGUGCCAGUCAGGGGUCCAACGAGGUGUAGACACAAAACAUUAUGAAAUGAUCGUCCUGUCUGUCUAUGGGGCAUUAAAAAUCAAACUAAACGAAUAAAACAGCCGACAGGAGAUAUUCAGAACAUUGCAGCAAAACAUACCACAGUAGAAUGUAUUGUUUUAACUGUUUGAGUCGGGACUGUUCUGGACCAAACGUGUACUUUUAAUUAUUAUAAACCGCCAACAGAUAGGAGUUGGCGGAGGACACAACAGUUAAAAAUAGAGAAACGCUGUAAGCAGAUGAGUUGAUUAAGACAGUUUUGCACUCUAUAAAUAUUGUACUGAUUUUUUUUGUAAAUUGAAAUUUAUAUUUGUAGCAAGAAACAUGAAAGCAAUAAAUGCGAAAGCAAUGGUGCCAUCCUACCCGGGUUUACACAUCGCGAGGUGGUUAGUUCGAGAUUAUUACACAAUAAACGUAUUGAGAUCUUCCACAAGUUGUGCGUUUGCUCCAGUGACAUCCAGUGUGGAUGGACUGUUCAGUGAGAAGUCUCAGAUAUUUAACAGUGCGAUGUGCGCCGUUUGAUAAUGUGCACAAUCACCGUGAACACAUCUGGGGAACUGUAAGAUUUUAUCUUCACGGAUCUAAUUGUUCCUGCCCACUAAAUCGGGUCGGGUCGGUCCAGAUCGGUGCAGUUGUAUCUUUUCUCAGGUGAAAUAAAGCGUUUUUGCUUUUUUUCUAUAUUUGCAAUGGAAAUGGAUGGCUGUGUCGCUCAGCUCCAGAGGGUUUUUGUCUAUUUCCAUCCUCUCUUGUCAGGGAUUUGUAUAAUAUACUGGAGCUGUUUUCAGAUGAUUUAAAGAUAUAUAAGCACAUCUUGGGUUACGGGCCAGUAUCGCCAUUCUGAUUAAUCUUUCCCUCCUCUCAUCUUUAUACACCCCCCUGGGCUAACUCUGAGCUACAGUUACUACAGUACAGUACAGUGUAGCGUUUUGUUUGAAACACUGCAAACACAUCCACUUUUUUUUACAUAAAAUAGCGCUGCUCUACCGGUGCUCACUGACACUUGGGCGAUUUCUAUGCUACUUGUUUUCUACUCGGUUUGUGUUCAUAUAUAUGGAAAAUAAGUGAGAUAUUUGGGAUGGUUUGUAUUUUUGUCUAGCGGUCAGAUAUUUAUAUCUACUUUUGUACAUUGAAUUGUAAAGUAGUACAUUGGAUAUUUUCUGGGAUCUAAAAUACACAUAUUUCUUUCAUGGAAACAGCUGAUAAAAGUACCACUUGUAAAAAAAAAUCCGAAAUGUUACGGUACCGACAGUGUUAAGGCAAUAUUUGGUGCAAUCUAGAAUGUUUAUAUUAGAAAUUGUCAUAUUUUCGUGUAAGUAAGAACAUUGUCAGAGAAAAAUUAAAAAAAAGAUUCCUCAACCUUUCAGAUUUUAAGAG
Molecule: messenger RNA, 7964 nt
Organism: Callorhinchus milii (elephant shark)
Lineage: Eukaryota; Metazoa; Chordata; Chondrichthyes; Chimaeriformes; Callorhinchidae
Gene: nckap5l
Product: NCK-associated protein 5-like
Exons: 21
Coding region: 199-6579 (2126 amino acids)
Biological process (GO): microtubule depolymerization; microtubule bundle formation
Cellular component (GO): microtubule plus-end
Source: RefSeq, a predicted model, not a curated record